CGAAGUGAAGAAACCAAAGAUUUCAACAAAAGAGAUGCUGGAGGCACAAACUUGGGACACAGAGAACAUGCCCUCUACCGAUAAACUGCUGGUGGCAGCCAUUGACUUAGGUUCCACCUACAGCGGCUUUGCAUUUUCCUAUAAACAUGAAUACGAGAACGACCCUUUGAAGAUCAGGUCAAACAACUGGACAUCAGGUUCCGGGGGUCUCUUGACCCUAAAGACCCCAACCUGUGUUCUGUUCAGUAAAGACAAAGUGUUCGACUCGUUUGGUUACGAAGCGGAGGAUAAAUAUUCAGAACUGUCAGAGGAAGAGGAACAACAGGAGUGGUAUUACUUCAAGAGGUUCAGGAUGUCACUCUUUAACAGAGAAGAACCACUUUCAAAAGCCUUAAAAAUAAAAUCUAUAGACGGAAAGGAGAUGGUGGCUUUAGAUGUGUUUUCAGCAGCCAUUAAAUUCCUGAAGAGUCACCUACUACAUUCUCUAGAACGAGAAGACGCAGGGAUAAGAGAAGCUGACAUAGGCUGGGUCUUAACAGUCCCUGCUAUCUGGGACGAUCCUGCCAGACAGUUUAUGAGAGAGGCGGCAGUUAGGGUAUAA
Messenger RNA from Saccostrea cuccullata (small rock oyster), 601 nucleotides. Its product is annotated as heat shock 70 kDa protein 12B-like. The record is from RefSeq and is a predicted model, not a curated record. NCBI's taxonomy places the organism in Eukaryota, Metazoa, Mollusca, Bivalvia, Ostreida, Ostreidae. The transcript is spliced from 3 exons. Bases 35 to 601 code for a protein of 188 amino acids.